UUUUUAAACUUUAUGGCUCAGGUUUGAACGUGGAGUGCCCAUGUGUUUUUAGCUUCGACCAAUGGUGAAAAUACAUGAAUUUGUAACCUUCAGGACCAAUAACAUCUGGCCUUGAGUAUGGAGCCCUCAUCGGCAGAAGUAACAUGCAAUGGGAGGAAACGAAAGAGGAUCGCCCCUGCAGCACAGGAGGAGGUCAAGAGAUUAAAAACAGCAGGGCAGGGAGGUGAGGAGACGCCGGAGUCUGGACGCUCACCUCGCUCACCGAGGAUCUCUGUGCUUCCCGACCGCCUUCAACAACCGAUAACAGAGAAUGAUCUGACACAGCUGCUGCAUUACGCCGCUCUGGGGAAAACAGCUGUCGUUAAACAGCCCAGUUGGUGUCGCCUCCACCAUCAGAAGAGGGUUAAAGCUGUGAAUGUGGUGAUUAUUGAAGGCCUGACCCAGAGUCACUUUUACAAACACUACCUCACCCUGCAGCACCUCAGGAACAACUACACCACUAGGGUCACGUUUACUCCAUCCUCCACCGACCUCGCCUCAGGAAUCUUCAGCAGUGAAGUUCCUAAAUCAGACGAUCCCUCUGUUUCCCAAAGACACAAUGGAAGCAGUGAAAUACCCAAAGCCCUGAGGAUUCACCCAGUCAUCACCAAGUUUGGGACGAAGAGGAGAGGACUGACAGCGUAUGUUCUCCCCGAGGACGAGAUGAUCCAAAAACGCUUCCCCGUCAAAGGCUUGCCAGACUUCCAGGAUUAUCUGUGCACAGACAGUGUUGACCGCGUGACGGACAGCAGCCCUCUGUACGGCCUCGACUGUGAAAUGUGUCUGACGGAAAAGGGGUAUGAGUUGACUCGCGUCGCUCUGGUGGACAGCGAUGGGAAAUGUGUGCUGGAUGAACUGGUGAAGCCUCAGAACAGAAUCCUCGACUACCUCACCAGGUUCUCUGGUAUAACUGCAGCGAUGUUGCGACCAAUCACAGCGACCCUACGGAAUGUUCAGGCCAGGCUCAGGACGCUGUUGCCUAGCGACGCAGUUUUGGUGGGACAUUCGAUAAACAACGACCUCAACGCUCUGAAACUCAUCCACCCGCAUGUCAUCGACACAUCGCUGCUGUACAGGAGAGAGUUCGGACAGAGGUUCAAACUGAAGGUCCUGGCAGAGUCAGUGCUGAAUCGGCAGAUACAAACGGAAGAGAAGAAGGGUCAUAAUCCCAUCGAGGAUGCUCUGGCAGCCCUUGAGCUGGCUCAGUACUUUAUAAAGAAAGGACCUUGUCAGGUAGUAGAACUUCAUAUGGAGGAGCUGUGGGGAUAUAAGAUAGUAGAGGAGCCCGAAGACUUGGCCCCUGAACCUGCACCCACAGAGCAUAUACAGAGUCACAGGUUCGCUGACGUACUACAGACGCAUGGCCGGUCUGUUGCCUUUUUAGGAAAGCGCUCUGACAUCGCUCUGGAUCUGUCCAAACAGCAGUGGCACAACUCUGACAAAGAGGUGUUAGCGUCUUUCCAGAGACAGACCAAGUCUCCGUUCCUCUCCAUGCUCCAGCUUCCUUCUCUCUCCAACCAUCUGAAGAAAUGCUCCCCCCAUCAGGAGCACCACAGAGUGUGUGCUAACCUUCGUGACCUGUGUGUAGUGUUCGCCGGGCCGUUCCCUGCAGGUUUCUCCGAGUGGGGAGUGAGGCGGCUGUUUCGCUGCUGCGGACCCGUGCGAAAUAUCAAGAUGUUGAACACGACUGUCCGGGUUCAUGCAGAGGUGGAGUUUGAGCUGCUGGAGGGAGCUGUGCUGGCUGUAAAGACUUUGAAUGGACUCAACAUGCAGGGACAGUCCGUCAAGGUGCAGCGUCCUGUCUACGAGUCGCUGCUGGACGCUGACCUGACUCUGGAUGCUCUGAUGUGUGACAGCAGCAGUCUCCUGUACGCUGUCAGAAUAAACCCCAGUAUGGCUGACAGCAUACACACUUCUGCAAGAGUCAAUGGACAUGUGUUUAAUGCCAAAAGUUCAGACGUUACUACUGUUGAACAAGUAAACGGUCAACAUUCACAGCCAAAGACAAAAUCUAAACUGUCUGAGGAGACGGUCAGAGAGACAUUUAGUCACUUUGGUGCGGUGGAGCGAGUCGACCUGCCUCACCAGUCUGGAAAACAUGCAAGACAUGCGAUCAUAAGGUUUGAGAGCUCAGAGGGAAGACAUGCAGCUCUCAGCUCCUCUGAGGACCUCAGGAAGGAAAACUACCUCGUCUGUCCUUCACUCACUCCUCCUCAUCUCCCCUCCUGGGCUGCAAUAACAACAGCGAUCACCUCAGUGGAUCCGGACAGUAAAGACCAGGAGAGGACGCACAUGCACGUAAGCUCUCAGGAUGGGGAAAUGGAUCUCAUGAUGGGGAAGUUGGACCGCCGGCUGCAGAAGCUCUUCAGAUAUCUCCCAGAAGGCACCUUGUCUGUGGUCGUGCUACCCGGACACGCCAGUGCUGAAGGACUCCUUCCUGGUCUGUGCCUUAUGGAGGUCAAGCAAGGCUCUUAACAGAGACCUCCUUUGUGGGAAUUACAAUAAACCGGGACUAUAAUAAUAUAUUCCAGUGCAAUUAGGCCUUAUUUUGUGAAGUGAAAGCAAUGAACACGAGUCAAAUACUUAAAUAAAACUUUGCUGUAAGACACCUUUAACCUUUUUUUAACUGAAGGAGCUACACGUCUGACAAAAUGUAUAAAGGAACGUUUAAUAGGAGACAUUCACAUUUGUAUAUUGUGCCUCUGUACCAGAUCUAUUUCUUUUUGAUCUGAAAUCCUCUUCUCUAUUGACUUUUGGUAAGCUGGUUUACCAUCAAGUGAUUGACUUGUUUUUCAGACAGCUGACCCUGAUUUAUCAUUAACCAUGACUGUCAUUAAAGUCUCAGCAUGCACAAUACCAGGAUGCUGAAGCAACUCAACUAUCAUUUGAUAUACCUAAUAAAGAGUAUUUGAGCACUG
Molecule: messenger RNA, 2957 nt
Organism: Eleginops maclovinus (Patagonian blennie)
Lineage: Eukaryota; Metazoa; Chordata; Actinopteri; Perciformes; Eleginopidae
Product: RNA exonuclease 5-like
Exons: 19
Coding region: 118-2514 (798 amino acids)
Cellular component (GO): nucleus
Molecular function (GO): RNA binding; exonuclease activity
Source: RefSeq, a predicted model, not a curated record